AGUGUUACCAUACCUUCAGAAGGGAGAUGGAAUAUUAAAAUUCUGGACUUCUGAUAUUGAUCAGAGACAUUUAGCAGUUAGACAAGAUGGAUUUGAUUUUGAAAAGGAAGAUCUUUUUGAUGAAUCAGCAUAUGAAAAUUAUAAUUGUAAAUCCAGCUUGUGGUGUUCAGAAUCAUAUUCAGAAACUAAUUCGCUAGAUUCAGAAACUGGUUCAUUAGAUUUGAAUCCUUCAUUUGAAUUUCUUGAAAAUACAUUUCAAUUAUUUAAUCAUGAGUGUACACCAGAUUCACCAUGUGGAUCUGGAGAAUAUUCAGCUUCAGAAUUGUCAUUUAUAUCAGAGAUACCUCUGGAAGAUGAUUCAGCUUCAGAAUUGUCAUUUAGAUCAGAUAUACCUCAGGAAGAAUUAAAUAUUGAGAAUUGA
Entrophospora candida is the source of this 421-nucleotide messenger RNA. The record is from the annotation of a GenBank genome assembly. Lineage: Eukaryota; Fungi; Glomeromycota; Glomeromycetes; Entrophosporales; Entrophosporaceae.